AUGGAAGAGUAUGAAGAAGGAGGGGAAGGCUUAUUGGAUGACAAGGACGAACAAGUUGAAUUUGGGUCUGUUGAUCAGAUAGAUGAGGUUGAUGAUUUUCAUGGAAUUUCUAAGACAAGUGAAGGGACUACCAUCUUGUCUUUUGUGACUAAGCAAGGAAUAAUGGUUGGUGCCGAUACUCAGCGAAGCUCCCAUAAAACCGGUGAAUCCACAGGAACUAAGAACAAAAUUUACUCACUCGGCAAUCGAAUUCUAGCUGUAGCAGCGGGAUGUGUUGAUCGUAGUACCCGUCUUCUCAGACGCCUCCAACACGAGUUCGAAGCCGCAGAAAAUGGGGACAAGCCGAUGUCUUUCCGGGAUGUUUAUGAUUGGAUUAAGAAUGAGUUUUCCCAUGGCCCUCUGUCUGCUUCUUGGUAUGAAAAAUGGAAGGGAAGGAACGUGAAUAUAUUGUUGGUAGGGUGGACGUUGGAGCCCAAAACAAAGCGUCAUAAAUGCAACAUAGUGGUGAUGGACGAUCUGGGGCACUCCAUUAGAAAGAAUUCGAUCUGCGUUGGAUCUGGGAAAUCAUUUGCUGCCCCUCUUCUCAUCCUUGACUAUGAACCAAAUAUGGAGUUUGAGGCUUCCGAAGACUUAGCCAAGAGGUGUAUUUGUCUUGCUUCACUGCUGGACAACAAAACUGGUGGUGAUAUCCAUCUUGGCAUCCUACAGCCUGACCGGUGGAUGGAAAUCCCUAUUCACAAAAGUAUAGACGAAUUGUUGGAGACUGAAUACCCUUGGAUGACGCGGGACUACUAUGAUUUGGUUUUGGAAAGACUUAAGCAGAAGAUAGCAUCAACGUCCAAAAAACAAGAGACUUGUCGCCCCCCAUCCCCAGUGCAUGUGUGUCAGCUCGCAUGCGCGUACGCCUCCCUCAUCCUUCUUGACCUUGGCAUUUCCAUCACUGCCGAGAAGAUCGCCACGCUGCUCAAGGCUUCUAAUUUGGCCGUCCCGUCCUACUGGCCGAUCCUUUUCGCCGAGCUGUGUGAGAAAAAGAAUGUGUUAGAUCUCAUCUUGAACGUCGGGGGCCCCGUUUCUCCGGUGGCUGAGGAGAAUACGUAA
Oldenlandia corymbosa var. corymbosa is the source of this 1098-nucleotide messenger RNA. Lineage: Eukaryota; Viridiplantae; Streptophyta; Magnoliopsida; Gentianales; Rubiaceae. The record is from the annotation of a GenBank genome assembly.